AUGUCGGACUCGGAGGAGGAGGAGAGUCCGGACCGCCAGCUCAAGCUAGUGGUGCUGGGGGACGGCACCACUGGCAAGACAUCCUUAGCCACACGUUUUGCCCAAGAGACAUUUGGAAAACAGUACAAACAAACCAUAGGACUGGAUUUCUUCUUGAAAAGGAUAAUAUUGCCAGGAAAUUUGAAUGUUACUCUUCAAGUGUGGGAUGUAGGGGGGCAAACAAUAGGAGGCAAAAUGCUGGAUAAAUAUAUUUAUGGAGCUCAGGGUAUUCUCUUGGUUUAUGAUAUUACCAACAGCCAGAGCUUUGAAAAUUUAGAAGACUGGUAUAAUGUGGUAAAAAAAGUGAAUGAAGAAUCAGAAACUCAGCCACUUAUGGCCUUGGUUGGAAAUAAAAUUGACUUGGAGCAUAUGCGCACAGUGAAAGUUGACAAGCACCAACGAUUUUGUCAGGAAAACAAUUUCAGUAGCCAUUUCGUGUCGGCCAAGACAGGAGAUUCUGUCUUCCUGUGUUUUCAGAAAAUUGCUGCUGACAUACUUGGCAUCAAAUUAAACAAAGCAGAAUUGGAACAAUCACAGAGGGUGGUGAAGGCAGAUAUUGUCAACUACAGUCAGGAGCCUGUGACAAGAACCGUUAAUCCUCCUAGAAGCUCAAUGUGUGCAGUUCAAUGA
Molecule: messenger RNA, 669 nt
Organism: Nipponia nippon (crested ibis)
Lineage: Eukaryota; Metazoa; Chordata; Aves; Pelecaniformes; Threskiornithidae
Gene: RAB28
Product: RAB28, member RAS oncogene family
Molecular function (GO): GTPase activity; GTP binding
Source: RefSeq, a predicted model, not a curated record